CAAAAAAGGAAGAAUAAAGGAAUCAGCUGACACAAUUCGUUUUUAGCAGCACCGUGUUAUUGUUUUCUGGUUGGAAUGACCAGCUUGUAUUAUGGAAGCCCAGGAGAUGCAACUGAAAGUUAGACGAGUGACUGACAAAUUCACGGAGAGCAUGUACGUCCUGGCUAAUGAGCCGUCAGUCGCUCUCUACAGACUGCAGGAACACGUCAGAAGGUCGUUGCCUGAACUGGUACAACACAAGACAGAUAUGCAGAGCUGGGAAGAGCAGAGUCAAGGAGCUAUCUACACUGUAGAGUAUGCAUGCAGUGCUGUGAAGAGCAUGACAAACAGCAGCAUGUAUUUCAAAAAUAUUGACAGCCUCCUCCGACAAGCCAUCAAAAUGAAGGAGCAGAUUAGCAACUCUCAAGGGCGCAGUGCAUGCAGCUUACACGAUGUGACCCCUUCUCCCAGUACCCUUGUCUCUGCUCCACAUGCACCUUCCACUUCCACAUGACCCCUGAACAGAGGUGUCCAAGGAAAAGGACCGUGGACUCUGGCAUGCUAAAGGAAGGGGGAGAAAAGCACAGUUCUGGGGGUGUGAUGUGAAUUCCUGAGCUGGUGGUGUUGCCUCUACAGUCCCUUACUCAGCUGCCUCUUGACUGUGGCUUGAAGUGGGGUCAUAAGGGCGACGCCGCCUCAUCACAUUGGGGUGAUUGCCUCCACUGAGCGGCUUGUACUGAGCAUCACAGCACUGCCAGGUUCAGCAUUAAAAAAAACUUGAGUCAUGGAAGCUGCUCAAAGAAUGCAUUGUUGAACUUGAGAAGAUAAAGAAAUGGUGUGAUAGUAAUAUACUGUCUCUGAAUCUGGAUAAAACUAAAUUUAUGGUAUUUGGGAAUCGUAGACCAGAUAACGAACUUCGACUGAAAAUUGGGGGGGCUAAUAUAGAACAAGUAUAUGAAAUCAAAUUUCUAGGUGUCAUAGUUGAUGACAAAUUUUCCUGGAAAUCUCAUAUC
Messenger RNA from Monopterus albus (swamp eel), 992 nucleotides. RefSeq names its product BLOC-1 related complex subunit 8 (gene borcs8). The record is from RefSeq and is a predicted model, not a curated record. Gene Ontology annotation, cellular component: BORC complex. Bases 92 to 493 code for a protein of 133 amino acids. The transcript has 6 exons. Lineage: Eukaryota; Metazoa; Chordata; Actinopteri; Synbranchiformes; Synbranchidae.